AUGAACACUCUAGGUCUUAGUAUGAUAUUGAAAAUGGGUUGCAUUUGUACCAAGGAACAUUUAAACAUAAACGGAAUCAAAUACGUUGUUUUAGAACGUCUAGGCGAAGGCGGUUUCUCGUGCGUAGAUCUCGUAGAAAAUACAACCACGAAGAAAAAGUAUGCUUUGAAAAGAAUAACGUGUCACAGUAUAGAAGAUCAAAAAACUGCAAUGCAAGAAAUAAAUUAUUAUAAAAAACUUAGGCAUCCCAAUAUAAUAGAGCUUGUCGAUUCAACGUUUAAAGGUUCAGCUGACAUUGUUGUCCAUGCAACUUCUGAAGCAUUUUUAGUGUUACCUUAUUACAAACGAGGUACAUUACACGAUUACCUAACUUUAAGAUCUUUUAACAAAAAUUAUUUAGAUGCUAAAGAUAUUUUAAGAAUUUUCUCUGAAGUGUGUGAGGCUUUAAAAUUUUUACAUGAUUUUACACCAGAGUCUAUAGCACAUAGAGACUUAAAAACUGCUAAUAUUUGCCUGACUGAACAUGCUGAUCCAAUAUUGAUGGAUUUAGGUUCCUGUGCCCCAGCUAAAGUACAAAUUUGCGGUGCUCAAGAUGCGCAAAAAUUGCAAGAUUUAGCUGCCGAAAGGUGUUCCAUGACUUAUAGGGCUCCGGAACUCUUUCACGUUGAAAGUUAUUGUGUUAUAGAUCAAAGAGUGGACAUUUGGAGCUUGGGUUGUGUAUUGUACGCCAUGAUGUAUUUUAAAUCUCCCUAUGAUAUUAUUUAUGAACGAGGAGAUUCUGUGAAUUUAGCUGUGAUAUCGGGGACUGUUCAUUUCCCCCAAGAAGCCCCCUUUAGUGAAGACAUCCACGACUUAGUACGUUACUGUUUAGUAGUAAAUCCAUCCGAAAGGCCUUUUAUAGACGCAGUAAUUGAAAAAACCAAGGAAGUGAAGAAUAAAAUAGAAACAAUAGUAUAA
This is a messenger RNA of Psylliodes chrysocephalus, 957 nucleotides long. NCBI's taxonomy places the organism in Eukaryota, Metazoa, Arthropoda, Insecta, Coleoptera, Chrysomelidae. The record is from the annotation of a GenBank genome assembly.